Molecule: messenger RNA, 1234 nt
Organism: Prosopis cineraria
Lineage: Eukaryota; Viridiplantae; Streptophyta; Magnoliopsida; Fabales; Fabaceae
Exons: 5
Coding region: 206-1108 (300 amino acids)
Source: RefSeq, a predicted model, not a curated record
AAAAAUUGAAAUCUUCGUCAUUUGUCCGACGUGUCGGAAUUUCAUUGGAUGAAAUUUCAGGCCCCGCGCAAUAAUGCGCCGUGAAAAUAAGUAAAUUUGCAAUCGCAACGAAGGCGAGGCUUUCUAUUUUGUGUUCCCCAAUUCAGAGACUCGAAGAAGGCGAUUCUUCUUGGGACUAGGAUCCUUGAGGCUUGAACUUCCUUUGAUGGCGGAAAACUCGCUUGAAACGGCGUCGUCGAGCUCACAACCUUCCUCUUCAUCUUCUCCUCCUCAGAAAUCGAACGAAGUUUUCAAACAAUCCCAGAUCCCAGCAUUUUACAAUUUUCCGGCAGUCCCAGAUGGUUAUUAUCAAAUGUAUCCUGUUAUGUACCCAGUAGUUCCAGGAUUACCUCCUUCACAAAACGAAGAACAGAUGAACCGCGGAGCUGGCAUAUAUGCUGUUCCUGUAAACCCAUAUAUGGGCCAUGUAACCGGACUGCCUUAUAACACCCUGAUUCCUCUGACCUACAGUACACCUACUAGGCCAAGUUCUGAGGCUGGUACUAGUGCUGAAAAUCAGGGGCAAGCAGCACAACAGCAACAUCAACAGCAGCAGCCUGCACCUCAAAGACAAGUUGUUGUUAGGAGAUUUCAAAUUGCAUUUCAAAUUGAUUUGUUCCUUAUGUUGAAGCUGGCAGCUGUGAUAUUUUUGUUCAACCAAGAUGGAUCAAGGCAGAGGCUUAUUAUCCUUGUGUUAUUUGCUUCUAUUGUAUACUUAUACCAAACUGGAGCUUUGACACCAAUCAUAAGAUGGCUUUCACAAGGCAUGCAGAGAGCGGCUGCUCCUCCUCAUCCAGCAAGACCUGCAGUCCAGGCUGAAAACGCUCCUGCUGCCAGGCAGGGAAUUGAUAAUGCUGCUCCCGCAGAUGUUGUUCAACCUGAAGUCGGGGUGAUGAACCAGCACCAGCUGGCUAACGAGGCAGACCGACCGGUUGAUAAUGAAAAUGUGGCAGAAGCAGAGGGAGGCAAUGGGGGUAAUCAAUGGUGGGGAAUUGUGAAGGAGGUCCAGAUGAUUGUCUUUGGAUUUAUAACUUCCUUACUUCCUGGCUUCCAUAACCAUAUGGAUUGAGUUUUAGUAUGCAAAAUAUGUGAGGGAGAGAGUUUUCUCAAAUAAACGUGUAGAAUAUGAACUUCCGAGCGUUGUAGUUUAUUACAUACUUAAUGCGGUGCAAGUAUAGGGUUCCAUUUUCUUUAA